Molecule: messenger RNA, 2002 nt
Organism: Mercurialis annua (annual mercury)
Lineage: Eukaryota; Viridiplantae; Streptophyta; Magnoliopsida; Malpighiales; Euphorbiaceae
Product: probable aminotransferase ACS10
Exons: 4
Coding region: 200-1864 (554 amino acids)
Biological process (GO): biosynthetic process; amino acid metabolic process
Molecular function (GO): L-aspartate:2-oxoglutarate transaminase activity; aromatic-amino-acid:2-oxoglutarate transaminase activity; pyridoxal phosphate binding
Source: RefSeq, a predicted model, not a curated record
AAAUCUCUCGGAAUUUAUAAAUUUAAAAUAAUAAACCCAAAAAUUAAAUAAAAUAUUAAAAUCUCACAGGCAAAAAAAUCAGCUCCAACAUUUCUCAGCUCAAUCAAACUUCACCACCACCACCACCGCAACAACCGCCUCACACGGAGGUUUUAACCCUUAAAGCAGCAAAGUUUGCCAUGUUUCCCUUCAUUCAGAAAUGACCCGCCGCCGGUUCUAUCAGACCCGGAAGCCCGAACCUGAUAGAAGCAAAAAAACCACACCAACGACAGGCAUGAGAAUUAUAGUUCCAUUACAAGGACUAGUUCAAGGACGAGGUGGUGUUUUUCUAGGCUCAGUUAUACCUUGUGCACUUCUAUGUUUUCUCCAGCUUUACUUCAGGUGGUAUCGUAAUGAUGAAGAACAAUCCGACUCUUCUUCGUCGGACGACCAGAAUUCUCCGGCUGAAAUGACGACGCCGUCUCGGUCUGAGUCCGACGGGCAUCUUACGGAGCUUUCUGGGUUGCGUCGGUCUUUAUCUCGGACGCUCAUUUCGCCUAGAAGUCCGAGUCGACCCGCUUGUGUUUCAGGGCGGGCUAAUGGGAUAGUGAAGAGUGGUGAGUCUGUUUAUUAUGCUGGAGUUAGAAAAGCUGUGGAGGAUCCGUAUCAUGAAUCGGGUAAUCCGAAUGGUGUUAUUCAAGUUGGUCUAGCUGAGAACAAGUUAAAUUUGGAUUUGGUGACGAAGUGGUUGGUUGAGAAUGCAAGUAGAGCAUUACUUGGUGGUGGUGGUGGUGGUGAAGGAGAGGAGUUGACUGUUAGUGAGAUUGCCACUUAUCUUCCUUUUGAUGGAUUAAUGAAGUUAAAAGUGGCUGUGGCAGAUUUUAUGUCUGAAAUCAUGAAAAGAGAUUACUCUUUCAACCCCUCACAGAUAGUGUUGACUGCAGGUGCCACUCCUGCAAUUGAGAUGCUUAGCUUCUGUUUAGCAGAUGCUGGAAAUGCAUUUCUUGUUCCGACGCCAUAUUGCCCGAGAUUGGAUAGGGAUAUAAAAUGGCGAACGGGGGUGGAUAUAAUACCUGUUCCCUGUCGUAGUGCUGACAACUUCAAUUUAAGCGUAACAGCACUUGAUCGAGCAUUCAACCAGGCAAAGAAACGCGGGAUCAAAAUUCGUGGGAUGAUUAUUUCAAACCCCUCAUAUCCUGUAGGUAAUCUGCUUAAUCAAGAGACGCUGUAUAGCCUUCUAGACUUCGCCAGGGAAAAGAAUAUACAUAUCAUAUGUCACGAAAUAUUUGCUGGCUUCACUUAUGGAAAUGAAGAGUUUGUGAGCCUAACAGAAUUCAUCGAUAAAGAGGAUUCAGAUCGGGACAGAGUGCAUAUAGUGUAUGAUUUAUCGAAAGAUCUGUCUCUGCCGGGUUUUAGAGCAGGUGCAAUCUACUCCUCCAAUGCGAGUGUUCUAGCUGCUACGAAGAAGCUUACAAGAUUCUCACCCGUUUCAGCUCCAACACAGCGUGUACUCAUCUCCAUGCUUUCGGAUGCCAAAUUUGUUCGGACUUUCAUUCAGACUUACAGGGAUAGACUGCAAAAGCUGCAUGUUACAUUUGCAGCAGGAUUGAAGCAAUUAGGCAUUAGAUGCAUAAAAGGAAGUGGGGGUUUCUGCUGUUGGGCUGACAUGAGCGACUUAAUCAGCUCGUAUAGUGAGAAAGGAGAACUCGAGCUUUGGGACAAAUUAUUGAAUUCUGCUAAGCUCAAUGCAAUUCCUGGAUCUUGUUGUCAUUGUAUCGAACCAGGAUGGUUUGGAUUCUGUUUCGCUACCUUAACUGAAGGUGAUAUUCCUGUAGUUAUGAACCGAAUUCGGAAAAUUGCCGAGACAUGUAAAUCUCGCAGUUGAUAUGUUCUGGUCAUUCAAAAGAAAUAGAUUGCAUACAGAAAAUUUUAGGUAGAAAUAGUUUCUUGCAGUUGUAUUUGUAAUAAUGGUGUUUUAAUUAUUGAUGCCAUAAAUAGCCACAUAGGCUCAUCAUUUUUUUUC